Molecule: messenger RNA, 1417 nt
Organism: Microdochium trichocladiopsis
Lineage: Eukaryota; Fungi; Ascomycota; Sordariomycetes; Xylariales; Microdochiaceae
Exons: 1
Coding region: 164-1369 (401 amino acids)
Source: RefSeq, a predicted model, not a curated record
GUAGGCUCUUCGACUCGCGUCGAAUGGUAAUUCCUCGGCUGACGGUAUCUUCUAGCACUCAUCAUUUCGCAGUAUCCCAAGUUCCGCCAAGCUGGAUGGUGCCGCGAGCAACCCGCACAUCGGAGACUGCAUUGUACCACUCGACUCGACCAUCUACGUGUCAAUGAUGGACCCCCUUGGGAAGCCGGCUUUCAGGCCGAGCCCAACGAAACCGAUCCCCCUAUGGAUGCAGAUCUCUCCUCAGAGCCCGGCCUGGCAGCAGCACACGCUAUUGCCAGCAAUACGUCCACGCUCCUUGCUCGAUGACCAUUUCCCAACACCGAAUCGUGGUCAAUCCGCAACGCCGCAAGACGAAGCAUUUCCGCCUCUUGUAUCAUGCCCAACAAGUCCAGAGCAACUCCACCUGAUUCCAUCUCGUCGUGCUUCUCCAAUGGUGCCCCUUGGAGUGGAGGAAGACCUUGCCUGGCCUGAGCAGCCUAGUGUCAUCAUGUCUCCCAAGGGGCCGUCUUUCGUCAAGACAGAGCCGCUCGUGCGCCCAUCGUCGCGAGUGAUGGGGUUUGGUAGCACAGAUCCUGAUGACGUCAAGCCUAGUCAUGCUGUUCGUCAACCGACCGUGUUUGAGGAGCACGAGCCGACACCACAGCAGGAAGGUCUGUAUGAUUACCCUAGGCAGGCUCACAUUUACACGAACGCGAGCGACAGCCUCCCGCCGCAGUCGGACUAUCCUCUAAACAAUACGUCUCCAAGUGUCCACUUGGCGGGAAGGGCCGGUGGCCGGUCAAUACUGCCAUACGCAUCGGUCUCGCUUGAUAGAGCUCGUGUAGGUGGCAAUCAGCAAGUCACGCCCGGUCAACUACUCCCGUCCGCCUUCGGUCUGCCGCCAUCUCCUCCGCACCCAACAUCGCGUCUUCCCCUUCUGCCAACUCAGAUUUCUGCACCCCAGUCACGGGAAUAUCUGGAUUCAUACCACGUCGAAGGAGUCUCGAAGAGCUUCCCGACACGGCUUCGCGGCAUAUUCUCCGAGCAAACUCUGAAGCGAGAGGCAAAUAAGAGAGCGCGGUUGAAACGGGGAAUCUUUGGUGACAGAUCUCGAUUGCCGGCACCAAAGCCUUCUUCUGAGAUAGGUCGUGUACGGAACUAUACUCCUGACAUGCAUGCUAGUGACAACCAUGUUAUUCAGCAUGGCAGUAUGCAGCGAAUUCCUCAGGAUUCCAGGCGUGGAGGAGAAACAACGCAAGGGCCAGCUCAAGGACUGCAGGGCUAUCUGAGCCUGGGCAAUCUGCGGAGCCGGAGUCCGCUGGCGAUGAGCGGUGUCAGGCCGGGAACUGUAGCUCGGCUAUCGCAGCAGGCGCAGCAAAGAGACCACUAAACCAAGGCUUAUCCCGGCUCAUGAGCGCUUUGCCGUUGCUGUAAGGUA